AUGCCACUUGAUCAAGAUAUUUCCCAAGGAACGCAACCGCCGCCGUCUUCCUCCAAGACUGGCCACCCGCUCCCCCGACGAACAUCCCCAGCGAACUCGGUUACUCUUCGUCAUCACCGAUUAGCACGCGAUGCAUCACUCAAGGCCAGCCAGGGCUCAGGGCCUGCUGCCAAGACGACGACGACAACAUCUCCUCGGCGUAAUUCAUCAGGCGACAGCAAUGAGACCGGCCAAAGCGACCCUAAUACAUGGUUUGAUCAGUCAAAUCAGAACCCAACCGCCACAUACGACAGUAAUGUCAUGGAAGUUGAUCCCCCGUUCUUUCAAAAAGAAUCAGACUCUUCAAACGAAGACAAACCUUACUACGAUCAACUCGCACCCCCUAAGCUCACAGCAGCACACAGUAGCAGUGCAGAUGAUUACCGAAGUGUCAUUGAUGACCUCACGGUAGAAAUUCAGAAGCUCCGUGAGGAACUCAAACGCUACAAGAACACAGGUCCAGAUAUGCUUCGAAAGGAGAAGCUUUUCGAGAUCAAGUGUCAUGGACUGCCAAAGAAGAAGAAGAGAGAACUCGAGGCUACCCUCCGAGACUUUGCAGCAAGUCUAGAUGGAUCUCCCAACACAUCGUCAUCGCAGAACAAGAAGAAGUCCCGCCAUGCCAAUCGCGACAAUAUGUACUCUGGUUCUGGAUCUAAGCACGCAUCAUCAUCGUCAGGAUCCAACUUCCCCCCAGCUGACUCCGCAUAUGCCUCCAUGUCCACUGGUGCCAAGUCGUCGGGAACUUCUUUGAGCCGUCCUAGCAUGGGCUCGCAAACAAAGUCGUCAGAAACAGUCGAAAAUUAUCUCCGCGAUAUUCCCGAGGGACUAUAUCCCCGGCAUAUGAUUAUGACAGAGAAGGAGAGAAAGAAGCUUGUCGUUCGUCGGCUGGAACAGUUGUUCACAGGCAAGAUCGGCGGACGCCACGUGGUGAGGAAGCAGCCUGUACAGCCAAGUGGUAGUUCCGCCGCCCUAGCGUCUGUCGUUGCGGACACACAACCAAACGUUACCAACACCUCAAACUUCUCUAUUCACGAACCUCCGACACUGCAAACAAGCGGCAAAGAGCCCACAAGAGAGGCCCGAAUCCUCCCUAACGAACAGCAACCCGGCCACUCUGGUAAACAGAGUCGGUCUACUAAUAAUGGCUCUGCAUCAAAUUCCAAUGGUGACAAUACCGAGUCCGGCAACGGUAACAGCAUUGGUUCAGGUACAAACCCCUCGCCUCCAAUGACAACCCUACCCGAACAACGACCCACACGACCCCGUGAUUUAGACCCAGACCGUACCCAAGUGCCGGCCGAUAACAUGGAUUAUAUCCGCCAUCUCGGCUUGGUGCCACCGGAAUUGUUAGCAGUACAGCAUAACCAGGAUGUUCAUCCUGAUGCCGAGGGAUGGGUUUACCUCAACUUGCUAUGCAAUCUGGCUCAGCUCCACAUGAUCAACGUUACCCCUGACUUUGUUCGCUCUGCUGUAACUGGCAUGAGCACCAAGUUCCAGGUGUCGCCCGACGGCCGAAAAAUUCGAUGGCGUGGUGGAACAGAGGGAACAAAGUUCAGCAGUGACAGCUCCGGAUACAACUCCCAGAAGAGUCCUUCAACAGACGACACUGAAGGCGGAUCCGAGAGCAAGCGCAAACGUCAGAAGACGGGUCGCUCUACAGGUGAUGAGUUUCAGUCAGGAAGCUCGAGCAAGCACAACCUCAAGUACGACCCACAGCUGUGUGCUCCUUCCGAAAGCUUCCAUUACAAGCCCUUAUUUGCGCAACAGGAUUCUUCAGGUGGCCAGACUUCGCUCGAUGAGACUGUCUCCUCGUUUGGCCCUCCUGAGGAAAGCAAUAUUGGCGAAUCGAGAUGGGGAUUCAGUGGCUCCGGUGCGUCCAGUCGCAGGAAGCGCCGUCAUGACGGCGCCAUCAUCUACUACAGCGGUGCUCCGUUCUGUACAGAUUUGUCUGGAGAUCCCGGUGAUAUGUCACCCACUACCCAGAUGCGAGCUGCCAGCCAAACACAAUCAGACAAGGGUUCUUUCAAGGUUCCGCCGUCGCCCCUCCGACGAACAGACUCUGGGUCGUUUCUCAACUACCGACCACUGACCGACCGCGGGGUUUUGUCGACCCAGGCGACUACAGCUAUGGAUAUCGAUAGCGAAGACCCGCCAAGCCUUACAGACGAUACCGAUGACGCCAGCGACGUUGACUUGGAUUUCACUUGGAGCGACAAUGCCCAAUAUAUGCAGCACUACCCCCUUGAGCCUUGCGGUUUAGGCGGAGUUCUGCCUGAGGACCACUUCAUGGUAGUUGUUUCCACCAAAAGAUCCAAACAAGAUGAACUGUCCUCAAUCCAGAUGGCUGGUGGAGGGGUUGGCGAGGCUACAGAUGCCGUCGUCCGCCGUUUGACAACCAUGUCAACUUCGUCUCCAGUCUCGGGUGCUCUAAGGUCGUUGCCGACUAUGGGUCCCCUCCCUGUUGAGAUUGAAUAUAUGUCAGGUCGCAUUAAGCGGCUAACACCAGUCUCGCUGCCACCCCCUGCGAUUUUCUUUCCACCAUUCAGUCCUAGUGAAUCUACCGUGGACUCUGACGAUGACAUGUCGGAUGAUCUGGAUACAUCUGAAUCAUUAAGAGAUCUUAUGGGACAGCGGAAAUUGCAACAUCAGUCGGAUGGCUACCCUGAUGGCGUUGAUCUUAGCAGUGGCGAUGAAGAGGGCGACGAACCCGAUGACUCGCCCAGCCAAAACAUGUACGCGGCCAGCCGAGAUCCAAAGGCGCUGCCAAACCGUCCUCGACAAGCUGCUCGCCGUACCAGUAGUGCUGCUGCGGCUGCCGGCACUGCCCGAGGUGCGAGUAAGAGUAACAGCGCAAACCCGGCGCUGUCGCAUGACGCUAGUUCCGUUGCUACUGCUGGCGCGGCGGAGAGCGGCUAUAGCAGUAGUGAUGAGAGCCGUUGA
Messenger RNA from Fusarium pseudograminearum CS3096, 2979 nucleotides. RefSeq lists its product as uncharacterized. The record is from RefSeq and is a predicted model, not a curated record. NCBI's taxonomy places the organism in Eukaryota, Fungi, Ascomycota, Sordariomycetes, Hypocreales, Nectriaceae. Gene Ontology annotation, cellular component: cytoplasm; nucleus. Bases 1 to 2979 code for a protein of 992 amino acids. Gene Ontology annotation, biological process: regulation of DNA-templated transcription; circadian rhythm. The transcript is spliced from 2 exons.